AAUGUGUAUUAAAUAAGAAAUGCAUCUCAGAAUAUGAGGAAAAUCAAUGAAGCAUUCCGUUAUGUACUUAUCACUUUAAUUUGGAACCACAUAUUAAAUUAAUACCUUAAUGUAGUAAUACCCCCAUCCAAUCAAAUAUUCAUGAAAUCAUAUAAAAAGGUUACAUAUAAAAACAAUUACUCUCCAAAACAACUCAUGGUAAUUGUGAAGAGUAUCAAUCUUUACAUUUAUUCAGAAAUAAUGGCACAUAUUUUGUACCAUUGCUUUAAAAAUGUUUUUAUUUACCCAUAUUUUAACAUAAAUGUUAGAAGUUACGAUAUAAGAAACAGCAAACAGUUAUUUCACUUAGUAAAGCAUUCUCAUUGGUUUGAUUUCACAUUUCAAACAUUUUCAAGUAGUUAAUGUAAGUGUAUUUUAAAGAUUAAAAUCUAGAUAAACAACUGGCACAUGAAAGUGAAUGAAAAACUCUUCAUAAAAUUAAUAGACCCUUCCAAGAAAUCCCAGUUAACAGCAAUUCAUUCCCAUUAUUAUUUUCCCGCAAUUAUACAUAUUAUAAAGGACCAAAUAAUAAUAUAUUAAAACAUACUGAAAAAGAAACACAAAAUAAUAUGAAGAUUGUGUAUUAGUUUUAACAAGUUUAUUCAUCUAGCACAUUUCGCAUAACACAGAGUUGUUUUUAUCAAAAAAUUAAUGAAAAUCAAAGUGAAUUGAAUCAUGUCUUUGAACACAUAGCAGUCUGGAAUCUGGUCGUCACUACAUUUCAUCCAAAUUAAGUCAGUUACACUUCACAAACGAGCAACAGAACUCAGAGGGCAGUUGAAUGUCCCAGUAUGUGUGCGUAGUAUAUAACAGAGAUAUUUAUCAUAACUUACUCAAAAUACUUAAAUUAAAAUAAAGUUAUUAGAAUCAAAUGAAAGGGAAAAAUCAGUUUAUAAAAUCGAGUUUGGGUGCUACAGUAAACAAUAUAAUACAAAACGUUCAAACAUAAUAAAAAAUCUUACCUAUAAUGCUCUGACAGAAAGAAAAUGAAAAUGUCAUAAGGAUGCACCAAAUAAAGUUGUCAUGAACGCUUAUCUCAAAACAAGUAUCAAAAUUGUCUACAAAAGUUAAACAAAACAGACACAAAUUUUACGUCACGUUACACAGUCAGCCAUUUUCUAAGCCAUUUCCGGAAAAUAAUCAGUUGACGCACUUGAAGUACACAUAUAUUUUAUCAGUCCCUUACAACUACUACUAUUAAUCUCAAGUUAUAAUUAUAGUUUUUUAUAAAUGAUUAUCUUUCACAUUAUUUCUUUUCCUGUUAAUUGACAGUGGAGUUGAAGAAAUGUAUGCAACUUCAAUGUUUUGAAAUAAAAACAUUACAUUGUUUUCGUUUUACUGUUGUAGUUUGCCUUCUGUAUAAGUACACAACAUUAAGAAAUCAUGAACUGUGAUAGAUGUAAAAUUACUAUUCAGAAUAACGAAAAACUAUCAUCCUUCGUUCGUAUCGAUGGUGUAUCUUUCAGCUUGAGAAGGUGUCCCAAUUGUUCCAAGUGUAUUGGUUUUCAAGUGCCAGAAGGGUGGUGCUCAAUUGACCAGAUACUUAAAAGAGAUUUACAAAUAUCUGGUUUGCACCCUGCAAUUUCCACUGAGGAUAAAGUAAUACACUACAUUCUUAGACAAUUUCUACAUAAUGAAGAUGAAUACUUGAAAGAUGAUACUCAAGCAGUAUUUGAUGAACCUGACAAAGAUGACAUAGUAGUGUUACUGUGGAUAAAUGGGAGUGCCAUUGGAUUUUACACGCUUAAAUCAAAAGGAACAUGGAUAGAAGAAACAGAUGAAGCAUAUAACAUGACUACAUUGGAUACAAUAUUCAUAAGAAAGUGUCAUAGAAGAAAUGGCUACUGUCAGGAAAUGUUGAGACACAUCUGUGCAUCCAACAAUCAUGAGGAUAUUGGUGUCAGUAAACCUAUAUCUCCUGAAAUGAAAGCAGCUCUUCAAAAAUUUCUCACAGACCAACCACACAUGCGUAGUAGGUUAUGGGAGAUAAAUGGUACUGGAGGAGAAGGCCAUCAGAAGUUGGUAUGGUAUGUGCUUGCUAAAGAAGAGAAAUGUAGGCGAACAAUGUACUCAGGCUCAGAAAAGUAACUUGAAACUUACUUGAAGAAUGCAAUUAUAAAGAAAGAAUUGCUUCAAUAGUCCAAAUAAUGUAUUAGUUCUUUAAAUGCUGAGGAUUGAAUAGAAAUUUUGAUCUGUUAUAUUCAUAAGUCGAGAUGAAAGAUACUUUUUUUAAUUUUUAAAAUUCUACCAACUCAAUAAUUACAAAACCUUUAUCAUGUCACAUUUGACAUGCAGGGAGAAUAUAUUUUGUACAUUAACUAUACAUCUGAUUCUAAUGAAAUACAAUGGACUACUGUAUCACCCAUAGAAUUAUAUUACAUGUAUUUAAGAG
Messenger RNA from Gryllus bimaculatus (two-spotted cricket), 2431 nucleotides. Lineage: Eukaryota; Metazoa; Arthropoda; Insecta; Orthoptera; Gryllidae. The record is from the annotation of a GenBank genome assembly.